This is a messenger RNA of Xyrauchen texanus (razorback sucker), 2197 nucleotides long. RefSeq names its product claudin 10a (gene cldn10a). The transcript is spliced from 5 exons. Lineage: Eukaryota; Metazoa; Chordata; Actinopteri; Cypriniformes; Catostomidae. The coding region runs from base 1 to 714 and encodes 237 amino acids. The record is from RefSeq and is a predicted model, not a curated record. Gene Ontology annotation, molecular function: structural molecule activity. Gene Ontology annotation, biological process: bicellular tight junction assembly; cell adhesion. Gene Ontology annotation, cellular component: plasma membrane; bicellular tight junction.
AUGGCCAGUAUGAUGACAGAGAUUGUUGCUUUCCUGUUUACCAUAUCUGGCUGGGUUUUGAUCUCCUCCACGCUCCCAACUGACUACUGGAAAGUGUCAUCCGUUGAUGGGACAGUCAUCACCACGGCAACCUUUUGGUCCAAUCUCUGGAAGACGUGUGUUACGGAUUCCACUGGAGUUUCCAAUUGCAAGGAUUUUCCUUCUAUGCUCGCACUGGAUGCUUAUAUCCAGGUGUGUCGUGGGCUGAUGAUCUCAGCUGUGUGUCUGGGAUUCUUUGGAGCUAUCCUGGCUCUAGUGGGCAUGAAGUGUACCAAGAUAGGGGGUUCAGAGACCACCAAAGCCAGGAUCGCCUGCCUAAGUGGGCUACACUUUAUUCUCAGCGGAAUCUGCUCCAUGACGGCCUGUUCUCUAUAUGCACACAGAAUAAGAUCAGAGUUCUUUGACCCCUUAUUUGUAAAACAGAAGUUUGAACUUGGGGCGGCAUUGUUUAUUGGCUGGUCUGGAUCUGUUCUUGGCAUUGUUGGAGGCUUCAUCUUUUGCUUUUCCAUGACUGAGGGAUUCAAAAUCAGGGAGUACUCCUACAAUGGUGAGACAUCCAUCAUAUCAACACGAAACAAGGUUGCCAAGACCAAUAAGAAUUCUGAGGCUCUUCAGAAAGAUCCUUCAGAACAGAUCUUCUCUGGCAGACAGUUUGGGAGGAAUGCAUAUGUUUGAUUUAAGGUUCCUCAAAACACCUGGAAAUGAUAACAAAUGAAGCCUAUUCACUGUGUACAGUCUACUAUCAAACAAAUCUUCAAAAGAAGAACCGAAGAUCUCAUUACAUUAAGCUGCUUUCAUCGUUUCAUAGCACGAUUAUUUCACAUAGGCAAACUUCUGAAACAUAUCUUCUACCUGGGUAAAUCCACAAGGAACUUUUAAACACUGCAUUUUAAUGCACAAAGUUAUUUUGAUGAGAUAUGACUUUAUGUACUGAAGGUUUUUGAUCUGCAUUAUUUCAGUUCACUCUAUUUCACCACUAUAUUACCCAUCAGAAACCUCAAGAAAGCUUUCCGAGUCUGACAACAUGAACCAAAUUGCCAAAUAUCAUCUCUUGGCACUAUGAACUAACCCUAAGUUUGGUGAACUGUUGACAAACUUUACCGGAGAAGACAGGGACCACAGUUGUGCUUCACUGACCACAGGAUCAUGGUGUCUCAAUUCCGGAAAUUGAGUCGGAAAUCACAUAUUGCUCCGGAGAUGGAGUCUCUCCUCACCUCCUGAUCAGUGAAACCCUACACUCUGACCACAGUUUUCAGAGCUUUCAAGUCUGUGGGCUGCUGCUGGUUGGCAGAGUACUCUAGUUCUGUCAGAUACUUCCUUAAAACAAGUGUUCAAUGUCUCUGUGCUCAUUUUGUAAGAAGGUUUUAAAGUAUUUUGUGACAUAAAAAAAGAGCAUAAUCUUCAGUUUUGGACUGAGCUUCAAAAUGUGGGUGGGCUUUAUAUUACAAACCUGGAGACAAUUAACAAAAGGACAUUGACAUAUUGUUUUGGAAUUAGUGUUUUUAAAUGUUCAAGCAUGAAAUCUACAAGUAAUCUUAAAGGGGUCACGAAAUGGUCUUUAAAAAAAAAAGUAUUAUCUUCCCUGAGGUCCAAUAAUGUUAGUACCGUUUUUUUAAUGCUCUUUUAGCAUUUGCUCCUCCUUAAAACUUCGAGCAGCCCUAUUUUUGAAACUCAGUUUGAAGAGAAUGAACAAGCUCCACAAUAUUAUAAAACUACAUUUCAGAGGUUACACAUAAGGCACAUCCAACAUAUUACAUCUGAAUAUAUUAAACUGUUAAUUUCAAGCACAACUGUUAACACUUGCACUAAAUCUAAAAAAUCUAAAUCUAAAUCUACUGCAAACCUUCUGCAAAUUUACCGGUUGUUAUUUUCACAUAAAAAUGAGCUUUUGACUUGCCGCAAAUGUUGGCAAAUUUUAGCCGGUAGUGGCGAACCUCCGACAAACCUUUGGCAGCAAUGGACAGUUUGCCGCAAAGCUCAUUUGCAUGUGAAAAGGAUCAGUGGCUAAUUUGCCAUGAACUCUCGAUUUUUGUAAGGGUAUUAUUUUACCCUUUAUUUUACCUAAGGGUAUUUAUAUUUGACCCCAAAUCAAUAAAGACAUAAAUUACAUCAUAUUUUGCAUAAAGAGAAUGAAGGCUACAUUUAGGACCAGUAAAUU